Messenger RNA from Xyrauchen texanus (razorback sucker), 1866 nucleotides. RefSeq lists its product as uncharacterized. Lineage: Eukaryota; Metazoa; Chordata; Actinopteri; Cypriniformes; Catostomidae. The transcript has 3 exons. The record is from RefSeq and is a predicted model, not a curated record. Bases 1 to 1554 code for a protein of 517 amino acids.
AUGCGACAAGAGCGUACACUGCCUUGGUGGUUGAUGUACACUACCAUCGCCGUGUUGUCCGUUGCCGUGUUGUCCGUUCGGACCAACACAUGCUUGCCCUGGAUAAUCGGCAAAAGUCUCCACAGGGCAAGCAAUACUGCCAGCAUCUCGAGGCAGUUGAUGUGCCAAUGCAGUUAUGGACUAGUGCACACGGUGCCCCAGCCAGACUUGGAGGUGUCUGUUGUAACCACAACACACCUGGAGACAUGCUCUAAGGGAACCCCUGCUGAUAGAAAUGACAGGUCAGUCCAAGAGCUGAACAGACAGCAGCAGACCAGCGUGAUGAGCAUGCGGUAUGCGCCGUGGCACCCGUUGCCCAUGCCCAUCUCGGGACACGAGUCUGAAGCCAAUCACCCAUGCAAACAUGUUCUUGAUAAAGUAGUGGCCCAUAGACUACCAACAUCCAGCAACAUCAGAUGGAACUUUCACAGCUGUGCCAUCAAUACUGUGUUUGAGCACAGAGAGGACCUCAUCCAUUGCUUUGAAAGAAUACGAGACUCGGGUAACUUUGACCCCAUUACUGUCAGAGAGGCAGGAGCCUUCGUUAUGCUGUUGGAGGAUCAGGAUUUUAGAUUCUUUCUGCAACUUUUCCACCACAUCAUGCAGCAUGUGGACCUCCUCUAUGGCAAACUCCAGAAGAAGGACAUAGAUUCGGUGCAUAUCAAGGGGAGCAUCCAGCAGUUCCAGCAGGACAUACAAAAGAUCAGCCCAACCGACACCACAGUGACUGCUCGAAUCGCUGCCUGUCUGGCAGACAUCUCAGCCUGGAUGAAGGAACACCACCUUCAACUCAACCCAGCCAAGACUCUACUCCUUGUCUUUCCAGCCAACCCUGCUGUUGAACACAACAUCACCGUGCAGCUGGGUCCAACUACAGUUUCACCUUCCAAAACUGUCAGAAAUCUAGGGGUAACCAUUGAUGAUGAGCUAAAUUUCACAGACCACAUUUCAAAGACCGCAAGAUCAUGUAGAUUUGCACUCUACAAUAUCAGGAAGAUAAGACCCUUCCUCUCUGUACAUGCCACACAACUGCUCGUUCAGUCACUUGUUAUAACUAGACUGGACUACUGUAUCUCUCUCAUUGCAGGCCUUCCUGCAUGUGCUAUUAGACCUCUGCAAAUGAUCCAGAAUGCAGCAGCACGUCUGGUCUUUAAUGAACCAAAGAGAGCGCAUGUUACACCACUCUUUGUCUCUCUCCACUGGCUGCCGGUUGAUGCACAUACUAAAUUCAAGGCUCUGAUGCUGGCAUACAAAACAGUCACUAGGUCUGCUCCAGCAUACCUAAAAACAUUUAUGCAGAGCUACGUUCCCACCAGAAGCCUGUGGUCGGCUAAGGAACGUUGCCUUGUCGUACCAAAACAAAGAGGCACCAAAACACUUUCCCGGACUUUCAGUUUCAUCAUACCAUGGUGGUGGAAUGACCUUCCCAACUCAAUCCGGGAAGCUAACUCACUCUCUAUCUUCAAAAAACGGCUAAAAACACAUCUUUUCCAAGAGCACUUAACCGGUCACUAAAAAAAAAAUAACAAAUAAUAAUAAUUAUUUACAUUUCUUGUUGCACUUAAAUCUGUUUUGAAUACUAUUCUGAUGAUAGUGAAACUUUGUAAUAUGGCACUUUUCGUACCACUGUCUCCUUAAGAUGAUUCGCUUAUGUUUUCCUCUUUUGUAAGUCGCUUUGGAUAAAAGCGUCUGCCAAAUUUAUAAAUGUACAUUUUGGCUGCUUGGUUUCAACAAAUACUCUUUUUGCGGUUUUGAGCUCUGAAACUUACCAUAUGUUUUUUAUAGUACAAUGUCCUCUUACAUGUUAAAAGUUUAAGGAAAUCGGAU